AUGAACAACUCGACAACUCAAUACGUGGAUGUCACAGCAAGGCAGAAAGUACAAGUCAUCAUAGUUCAGUUCCUGCUGUCUAUUUUUCUUUACAUCGACACCCUGCUUAUAGUGACGUUCUUCCAAAAAGAGUAUUUUCGCACCAGCAUGCGCUAUGUGUUUUUUGUCCACACCUUAAUUUGUGACUGGAUAUAUCUAUUUAUUUCAAAUAUUCUGCUAAUCCUGACCUACUUCAGUAUGCCUAUGUUUGCUUGGAUAUGUAUCAUCCUGCUCAUAUUGAUGUCACUCUUAACCUUCAGCACCCCACUCACGAUGGUAGCCAUGAGCUUAGAGCGCUAUAUAGCCAUAUGUUUGCCCCUGCGCCAUGCUGAGAUCUCCACCAGCCGCAGGACUAUCUACUGCAUACUCUUCAUCCAUGGUCUGAGCUCUAUACAAAUCUUUGUUGUGCUUUCUAUCUUCUUUGCUUCUGUUUCUCACAGCUUCUAUAUGAUGUAUAAAGUCUGCAUGGUGGAAAUGCUCAUUGUUCUCAAGUGGCAGAGCUAUGUUAGAUCUGCUAUCUCUCUGUUUUACUUCUUGAUCAUGUCAUGUACUAUCCUGUUCACUUACGUUAAAAUCGUGACAGCUGCGAAAAUGGCAGCAUCAGGCCAUAAGAAAUCCAUCACCAAGGGUCGGAACACAGUGCUUCUGCAUGGCAUGCAGCUCUUUCUUGGUCUGUUUCAGUUCUGGACUCCAUUUGUGGAACCAGCUGUGCUGAGCAUCAAUGUUGAACUGUAUGUGUUUGUGAGAUAUUUUGAUUAUGUUGCAUUUAUUUUAGCUCCACGGUGUCUGUGUCCUCUUGUUUAUGGAUUAAGGGAUAAAAAGUUUUUCUCUGCCGUGAAAUAUUAUGUAUUUUGUGGAUUAAGA
Messenger RNA from Electrophorus electricus (electric eel), 903 nucleotides. Lineage: Eukaryota; Metazoa; Chordata; Actinopteri; Gymnotiformes; Gymnotidae. The record is from RefSeq and is a predicted model, not a curated record.